Messenger RNA from Coniophora puteana RWD-64-598 SS2, 2115 nucleotides. RefSeq lists its product as uncharacterized. Lineage: Eukaryota; Fungi; Basidiomycota; Agaricomycetes; Boletales; Coniophoraceae. The transcript has 4 exons. The coding region runs from base 46 to 1353 and encodes 435 amino acids. Gene Ontology annotation, cellular component: U2-type spliceosomal complex. The record is from RefSeq and is a predicted model, not a curated record. Gene Ontology annotation, biological process: mRNA splicing, via spliceosome.
CUAAAACCUCAUCCUUUUUUUACAACAGACACAAGUUUAUUCAAGAUGGGUGGUGGAGAUUUGAACAUGAAGAAGUCGUGGCACCCGCUCCUGUUGAAGAAUCAGGAGCGGGUCUGGCUGGAGGAGAAGAAAGCGCUCGAAGAGAAGAAGAAAUUAGACCAGCUACGCAAAGAGAAAGAGGAAGAGCGACAGCUGCAGGAACUUCAGCGACUGCAAGAAGAGCAAACGGGCAAGAAACGAACCGAGAAGUUGGAAUGGAUGUACUCAACACCUGCCACUGGCAGUAGUCAGAAUGCCAAUGACCUUGAGGACUAUCUUCUGGGCAAGAAGCGAGUCGACAAGAUUUUGACCGCUGACGACAAUGCUAAACUUGGUGCCUCGCACAAGGAAUUCAUCGCGGUUCAAAAUGCUAACACUGCUCGUGACAUUGCUUCCAAGAUUCGCGAAGACCCUCUACUUGCCAUUAAGCAGCAGGAGCAAGCCGCUUACCAAGCUUUGAUGUCUAACCCUCUCCGCCUCCGAGAAAUGCAACAACGCAACGGUGUCAAACCUAAAAAAGACAAGAAGGAGAAGAAGAAGGAGAAGAAGGAGAAGAAAGAACGAGCGCGGUUGGAAGAGCAUGGUAGGAGCCGCUCUUACUCACGAAGUCAGAGUCCCCGUCGCCAUUCGCCUUCGUAUGACCGGUAUAACCGAUCUCGUCGCUCGCCUUCAUACGACCGAAACGGUCGAUCCCGUCGUUCGCCUUCACAUGAUCGGUAUGACCGCUCGCGGCGCUCUCGCUCGCCUAUUCGCCCAAGUUGCGAUAGCCGGAGAGACGAGGAUCGCUAUGCCAGCAAACGUAAACGCAGUCCCACUCCUGAUGCUCGAUCUCAUCCUCGCGGCGAUCCUCCAAGUCGCGAACCUGGCCGUGUUGAUACUUGGCCACGGUCUGAUGAGUCCGACGGCAGUAACGACCGACGCCGUUACGAUGGCCGCAUGGCCCCUGUGGAGGAUCGGCGCCAACGCUCGCGUAGUCCUACUUCUAAACGCACCCGUCGGUCUCCAUCAGCUCCACCCAGUUCAAGGCCAUCCAAACCAUCUCAGAAUUCCGCCAACGGCACUACAGACCGCGCUGCUCGUUUGGCUGCCAUGCAGUCAAAUGCCUCAACGCACGAGCAGGACCGUCAGAAACGGCUCAUCUCUCUGCUAGAGAAGGAGAAAGCCGAGCUUGCGGAAGAAGAAAGGUUGCGGGCCAAGUCCAAGGGUAUGGGCGGAUUCCUCAGUCACGAACAGAAACGAGUCUUUGGUGGCGAGGGUGGUCUCGAAGAUCGCAUACGUCGGGGACGCGGUGGUAUGGUCAUUGAUGCUGAUUAAGUUCGUUAUUACUGGGUAACUUUCACAAAUGCGACUGGCGUCGAUGAUGUAUGUAUGUAUACUAAGUCAUGUUAAUCUAUUCUACUGUGCCAGGAAACCUCCAACAUGGCCAAACUACCAGUCGACGAUCAGGCUGCGAGGCCAUUCUCAAGAUCAUCACCUCCCUCCGUGGACGAAUCCGAAGAUGAGGAGUCUUGACUGCCACUUCGUGCGAAGGCUCGAUUGGUGACGGAGAGGGAACGUUUCAGCGACGACGUAUGUUUUUGUGACCGUUUCGUCGGAAGGGUGAGAGCCGAUGAUGAACGAGCGAGGUUCUGCGGACGAACGCUGCCUCCGCCCAGACCUCCCGUGAAGUCGAAAACCAAGGACUUCUUGUCCUUAGAAAUGUUAAAAAGUAGGAGGCGAUCGGAUGCUGUUGAGCGUUGCAGAACCAGAUUUGUGGAGGGGCUGAACUGAGACGAGUCCAAGGUCUCAGUCAAGAUGAUGCUUUCCCCGGACCCGUUGCACGGCAUUGCAGAGAGACUGGCCCACUUCCAGCAUAAGUCAUAUGUCUCUCGGUCGUGCGCUCCCUUGCACUGGGCCAUCUUCGGGUACUGGCCCACCUUUGCAACAGCCUCAUAUGAGUCUGGACGUCCCAUGGAGACUUGGGUCGAGGACUCUACCUGACAGGUGUGGUCCCCAUGAGGCGCUGGGAGCUCCGGAGGAAAAUGGACGUGACUUGAGAACAUGGCCGUCGAAGCCAGUGUUGGUGUAUGCGCAGCG